AUGGCACAGCAGAAGUCAACGGCACGCAUUCUUCUAUACACAGCAACCGCGGACUUCCGGCACGACUCCAUCCCCACUGCUAUUCGGGCCUUACAAAACCAGAGCGAGUCCGCCGGUGGUAAAUUCAACGUCCAGUUCGAUUCUACAGAGGAUCGAACGAAGUUCACCGAAGACAAUUUGGCGGGGUACGAUGCUAUUAUGUUCGUGAGCACAACGGGCGAAAUUCUGGACGAGUCGGGUAAGACUGCGUUCCGGAAUUACCUUGAUAAAGGUGGAAACUUCAUCGCUGUCCACAGUGCGUCGGAUUCACUGCGGAACGAUUCGUGGUACGGUGAAGAAGUCGGGGCCUUCUUUGACGAUCACCCAGCGUUGCAGAAUGCGACGGUAGAUGUUAUUGGUCCGUCGCAUCCAAGUACGGACAUGCUACCCAAAGAGUGGCACGUUCAGGAUGAGAUGUAUAACUUCAAGUCCGAUCCGCGAAGCGUCGGCGCUGUGGUCAUCCUAUCUGCCAACGAAUCAAGCUACGUCGAUAACACGACUCACAACUUCAAUCAAGGGUCACCUCAUCCGACAGCCUGGUUUCAGGAACACGGAGCUGGCGUAGACUCCGGGAGCAAUGUCACUGCCGGCCGGAGCUUUUAUACGAGCCUUGGGCACUUGAACGAAACUUGGCGGGACGAUCUAUUCAUGGCACAUGUGAUGGGAGGUGUAAUGUGGGCACUUGAGUCGAACACGACAAAGGCUUUCAACUCAAGUGGACUCGUUGGGAACAAUGGUUCCGCCACCAACUCGUCUACUAACUCAACUUCGACCGGUGCACCAAACCCUUCGACGACGGGUGGUGGAGGGUCGAUUUUUGGUAGUUUCUCGUCUGGAAUUCUGGGUUUGGCUCUGCUUGCGAGUAUGAUACUCCUAAUGAUGUGA
Molecule: messenger RNA, 924 nt
Organism: Fomitiporia mediterranea MF3/22
Lineage: Eukaryota; Fungi; Basidiomycota; Agaricomycetes; Hymenochaetales; Hymenochaetaceae
Product: class I glutamine amidotransferase-like protein
Exons: 8
Coding region: 1-924 (307 amino acids)
Source: RefSeq, a predicted model, not a curated record